GCCGCGCGACUUUUGAUCCUAUACGUGGCAAGGCGCUGUUUCGACUUAGAUCCUAUUAAUCUGAAUGUAAAAAGAAGCGCAUACGGUCGACCGUAUCUUGAGGGACAAGCUGGUUUUGAUUUUAACGUCUCACAUCAUGGUGACUUCACUCUUUUGACCUGCUGCCACAAAAUGCGAACAGGUGUUGACGUAAUGCAGAUGGAGUUGCCGCCUGCUUUUGAGUCGAUUGCUGGAUUUCUCCUUAAAAUGAAGUCGCUUUUUGCACCUUCCGAAUGGCACUUACUUACUUCUGCGAGCAAUGAGGACACUGAGAAGAUCUACAACUUCUUCAGGCUUUGGUGCCUGAAAGAGGCUUUCGUGAAGAACAUAGGAACUGGUUUAAGAACAGACGUUUCCACGGUAGAAUUUGAUCUUUCGGGAACUACUCCUAGGUGUUCUCAUCCUGGGGUAGUGGAUGCCGAGUGGGCGUUCGAAGAACACAAACUCCCCAAUGGUCAUAUUGCUGCUGUGGCGUGGUAUGAACCUGGUGUUUUGAAUGCAAGUUCGGCUACCUGUCCCCUCUAUCUCUUUCAUUUGCUAAUACUCUUUUUUCGGUAA
Molecule: messenger RNA, 597 nt
Organism: Hydatigera taeniaeformis
Lineage: Eukaryota; Metazoa; Platyhelminthes; Cestoda; Cyclophyllidea; Taeniidae
Source: the annotation of a GenBank genome assembly